CUGUGGGCGGCCACUCGCCUUCUAGCGCCCUGGAAUCUCGAGUAGCCGCGGUUCUCGCGAUCUUUCCAGAGCCGAUCUUGCACGCGGGUUUAGACCGCGUGUGCUGAGACUAGCCGGGAGGGCGGAGAUUGUGUGGGUGGGAGAAACCCCUUUGGCCUGUCCUACGGAAGCCUACGAGGGAGGGUAGUGACUGCUGCCCGGUCCAGUUGUCCAGAUGCCCAGCGCCAGCGCCAGCCGCAAGAGUCAAGAGAAGCCGCGGGAGAUCAUGGACGCGGCGGAAGAUUAUGCUAAAGAACGAUAUGGAGUAUCUUCAAUCAUACAAUCACAAGAUAAGCCAGAUCGAAGUUUGGUUCGGGUUAGAGACUUGACAGUACAAAAAGCUGAUGAAGUUGUUUGGGUGCGUGCAAGGAUUCAUACAAGCAGAGCUAAAGGGAAGCAGUGUUUCCUAGUCCUUCGUCAGCAGCAGUUUAAUGUCCAGGCUCUUGUGGCAGUUGGAGACCAUGCAAGCAAGCAGAUGGUUAAAUUUGCUGCCAACAUCAACAAAGAGAGCAUCGUAGAUGUAGAAGGUGUUGUGAGAAAAGUGAAUCAGAAAAUUGGAAGCUGUACACAGCAAGAUGUAGAGUUACAUGUUCAAAAGAUUUAUGUGAUCAGUUUGGCAGAACCUCGCCUGCCUCUACAACUGGAUGAUGCUGUCCGACCUGAGGUGGAAGGAGAAGAGGAAGGAAGAGCUACUGUGAAUCAAGAUACAAGAUUAGACAACAGAGUCAUUGAUCUAAGGACUUCAACUAGUCAGGCAAUCUUUCGUCUGCAGUCUGGCAUCUGCCAUCUUUUCCGAGAAACUUUAAUUAACAAGGGUUUUGUGGAGAUCCAAACUCCUAAAAUUAUCUCAGCUGCCAGUGAAGGAGGAGCCAAUGUAUUUACUGUGUCAUAUUUUAAAAAUAAUGCAUACCUGGCUCAGUCCCCACAGCUAUAUAAGCAAAUGUGCAUUUGUGCCGAUUUUGAGAAAGUCUUCUGCAUUGGACCAGUUUUCAGAGCUGAAGACUCAAAUACCCACAGACAUCUGACUGAAUUUGUUGGCUUGGACAUUGAAAUGGCUUUUAAUUACCAUUACCAUGAAGUUGUAGAAGAAAUUGCUGACACUUUGGUGCAGAUAUUUAAAGGACUUCAAAAAAGGUUUCAAACUGAAGUUCAGACGGUGAAUAAACAGUUCCCAUGUGAACCAUUCAAAUUUUUGGAGCCAACAUUAAGACUAGAGUAUUGUGAAGCAUUGGCAAUGCUUAGGGAAGCUGGAAUUGAAAUGGGAGAUGAAGAAGAUCUCAGUACACCAAAUGAAAAACUGUUGGGACGCUUGGUGAAAGAAAAGUAUGAUACAGAUUUCUAUAUUCUUGAUAAAUAUCCUUUGGCUGUAAGACCUUUCUAUACCAUGCCUGAUCCAAGAAAUCCUAAAGAGUCUAACUCUUAUGAUAUGUUCAUGAGAGGAGAAGAAAUACUAUCAGGAGCUCAAAGAAUACAUGAUCCCCAGCUGCUAACAGAAAGAGCUUUACAUCAUGGCAUUGAUUUGGAGAAAAUUAAAGCAUAUAUCGAUUCCUUUCGCUUUGGAGCCCCUCCUCAUGCUGGUGGAGGCAUUGGAUUGGAACGAGUAACAAUGCUGUUUUUGGGAUUGCACAAUGUUCGUCAAACCUCGAUGUUUCCCCGUGAUCCAAAACGACUUACUCCUUAAAGAAAGCCGUGAUUUUUUUUUAGUCUUCCCAGUAAUCUGCUAUUGACCGGGCUGUACCUUAAGUACUUAAAAUAUGCAAUAGAAUAAAUGUCUUCUCUGAAGUGCCAUAAUUCUGGAUUAAUUCAGUACAGACUACUUUAAAACAAGAUUUUUAUAACCUGGGACAUGCUUCUGUAGGAAAUAGUUGAACGUUUUAAUGAAUAAUUCAUGUUAAAAAUUCAUAUUGUAUGACUACAAUAAAUGUCAACAAUUUUGAAGUUAUGGUUGUAUAGUUUUCUUUUCAUAACCACUGUGAAAAAUGGCCAUAAUACUAAUAAAUGUUUUAAAUUUCUCGAUAUUUAAUCUUAUUUUAUAAAAUUCUGACAUUGAAAUAACAUUUUAGGAAUAUCUCUGAGAUUUUAAUGAUUGUAUAAUUGGCAUACCAUGAAAAAUUAAGCAGAAAGUCAAUUCUAAAAAAAUCCCAGAAAUCAUGUAAAGCAUGAGAAAAUACUGG
Molecule: messenger RNA, 2213 nt
Organism: Condylura cristata (star-nosed mole)
Lineage: Eukaryota; Metazoa; Chordata; Mammalia; Eulipotyphla; Talpidae
Gene: DARS1
Product: aspartyl-tRNA synthetase
Exons: 16
Coding region: 215-1720 (501 amino acids)
Biological process (GO): aspartyl-tRNA aminoacylation
Cellular component (GO): cytosol; aminoacyl-tRNA synthetase multienzyme complex; cytoplasm
Molecular function (GO): ATP binding; RNA binding; aspartate-tRNA ligase activity
Source: RefSeq, a predicted model, not a curated record